CAGCACGAGCAGCAUUGAUUUAGCUCAGUGACGCAUGGGAGCGGAAAGGAUUUCGGCGGUAACCUUCAAGAGGUCGCGGUUGCAACUACAAAAUGCAUCUAAAGUGCAGUGAGUGAGUGUGACACGAGAAAAGUGACACGAGAAGCAGUUGUCGCUUGUUGUUGACGGGACAGCUGAUGCUGCAGCGCGCCGUCCUCUGCAGGCGUAGAAUCUAGUAGCCUUUAAAAUACAUACCGAACUUGACAAAUCCGCUCGCACGCUGUUUUCCCUUCGCAUCAAGAUGGUCAUCAAGAAGGCACCGACGACGGAUGACGCGUUCAUCGAGAGCAACGUAGUUAAACACUUUUCUCCGCUGGCACGUCAGGUGCUGGCAGCAUCCGGACCCAUCAUCAGCAGCGCAGCAGCUGGCAUGACGAACGGGUUUUCCGCCAUUUUACUGCCACAGCUCCAGCACCCGGACAGCAAACUAUCCAUCACGGAAGAUCAAGCGUCAUGGAUCGCUUCAAUGGCACCCUUACCGAUGGCGCUCGGUUGCAUACUGGGUGGUUUGCUGAUGGAACGCUGCGGCCGCAAGUCGGCUCACCUGCUGCUGAACAUAUCGUUUGCCGUCGGUUGGUGUGCACUGUCCAUGGCCGGCAGCUAUCCACAGAUUCUUGCCGGGCGCUUCAUCACCGGACUGAGCUGCGGGUUGGUUGGCCCGCCUGCCUCGGUGUACAUAGCGGAAACGAGCGAUCCACGCUACCGUGGCAUUCUGCUGGCGGGCGUAACGUUCGCUGUGUCGGGUGGCAUACUGCUGGCGCAUCUGUUCGGGACCUUCUUCCGGUGGCAAACGGCCGCUCUGCUGUGCUCGCUGUUUAUGAUCGUCGCGUACCUGCUGAUGCUUGUUUCGCCGGAAAGUCCGGCAUGGUUGCUGGCCCGGGGUGCCCGUUCCGAGGCGGAAACAUCGUUCCGGUGGUUGCGAGGGUUCGAUCCGGCCAGUCGACAAGAGUUCGACGCGAUGGUAGCGAGAACGGAAAAGAGCGAGAGCAACGAUAAAAGCAUCGAAACGCAACGCGAGGCUUCGAAUGUGAAUCGCUCUCCCUAUAGACGACGGGAAUUUCUUAUGCCACUCGCCACGCUGCUCGUGUUCUUCGCCACGAUGCAGUUUUCGGGCGUGAACAUUGUCGCGUUCUACUCGAUCGCACUGAUGAAGACUACGAUCGGGAGCGAUAAUUUGAACGAGUAUCUCGCGAUGUUGAUCGUGGAUUUGGUGCGCGUCGUAACGUCACUGGUGGCAUGCAUUCUGCUCCGUUCCGUGGGUCGUCGUCCACUGGCGAUGGCAAGCGGCGUCGGUACGACCGUGUCGCUGAUCGGACUGUCGAUCUUCCUGUACUUCCAAACGAGUAUCCCGCUGUACCGGAACUACUCCUGGCUGUCGUUGGUGUUUCUCAUCAGCUACAUCGUGUUCGUCGGCAUUGGUCUGUUUCCACUGCCCUGGUGCAUGACGGGCGAAAUCUUCCCGGUGGCAACGCGAGGCCUUGGUUCGGGGUUAACAUCGUCGUUUAAUUUCGUUUGCUUCUUCGCCGUGAUCAAAACCGGCCCGACACUGUUUGCGACUGUCGGGAUAAAUGGGACGUUCCUGGUGUACGGUGUAAUUUCGUUGCUUGGGACGCUACUGCUGUAUGUCAUACUGCCGGAGACGAAAAACCGUACCUUGCAGGAGAUUGAGGAACAGUUCCGACGUGGACGAAGGAAAGCAAAGGAUGCGGAAGCGGCCACAGUGGAAGGAGGAUCGUCAACAACACCGCCAGCUGGUAUUGCAACAAUCUCUUAAGUGCCCACAUAGUAGUAGUUGAACAUUUUAUGUCAAACAUUUGUUUAUUUCUAGAACUCGUUGUGUUCGAUUGAUGUUAAUUAGUUUUAAAGUAAAUUAGCUUCGAAAUAGCAUUGUUAGAAGUGAUAGAAAUUUACUUAAAAUGUUGUUAUUAAUGAGAUACAAACUAAAGGAAAUACACGUCCACAGACAUGUUGCGCAACAUUUCAUUUGAAUAUUUUGUUCGCGAAUGUAUUGUUGGAUUAGUUAGCGUAAUAUACAUCUUUGUAUUUGAAGUGAUUUAAGGUAUUGCUUGUUGUUAUACUUACCAUAAGAGCAACUGUUAAAUGAACGUAAAUAGAGUACAUGUCUUCAAUCCUUCUCGAAUGCCAUUUUUAUUAUUUCAAUCAAAAAAUCGUUUAUUUAGGAUCAUAAAAUUAAAAACAUAACG
Molecule: messenger RNA, 2243 nt
Organism: Anopheles moucheti
Lineage: Eukaryota; Metazoa; Arthropoda; Insecta; Diptera; Culicidae
Product: facilitated trehalose transporter Tret1-like
Exons: 3
Coding region: 281-1813 (510 amino acids)
Biological process (GO): transmembrane transport
Cellular component (GO): membrane
Molecular function (GO): transmembrane transporter activity
Source: RefSeq, a predicted model, not a curated record